AAUACCAAGUAUACAACCACCCCAAACGCUUCCCCUGUUCUUUACCAUUUUCUCCAAACUUCUUCCUUUUUCAUAUCUUUCUUCAUCUUCUCACGCGGAUUUACAAUUAAUUAUAUGUGUACAUAUUCAAUUCAAUUCACGCACUCAAAAAUAUUGGUUUUAAUUUCCUUAAAUAGCGCAAAAAAGGGUCGCCAUUAAUUUUCCAACUCGUCUUCUUCUCCGGGAUUCCGAAGAUUUUUUUCUUCAGAGGAUUUUCGGGUUCGCGAAUUCUUGAGAGGAUUUUUGGGUUUGCGAAUUCUUGAGAGAGAGAGAGGGAUAAAGGCCGAAGCUUUUUUGGUCUAGAGAGAGAAAGAGGCGUUGGGUUGACUUUGAAUGGCGUCCGCGGCUAUAUUCUCGUCGCUGCGGCGGCGGCGGUCGCCGUCGCUGGAGGCGUUCUUGGCGCCGCUGGAUCUGACGGAUUGGGCGCUGGUGGAGACGCUGGCGGCGUUGGCAACGGAGCUGAUUUCGUCGUUUUCCGGCAAGGAGGGGCCGGCGUAUCAGCGGAAGAACUCCAAAUCUCUCCUCCGGAAAAUACAGAUUUUCUCCGUCGCCAUGGAAUGCCUUAGAGAAAACAGAGCUUCUUCUUCUUCGAGGUUUCCUUCUACUGCUUUUCUGUGCUUUAAAGAGCUGUACCUUCUGCUGUACCGCUCCAAAAUCCUGCUUGAUUAUUGUGUACAGUCCAGUAAACUCUGGCUUUUGCUGCAAAACCACUCUAUUUCGGGUCAUUUCCAUGAUCUGAACCAAGAAAUUUCCACCCUUUUGGAUGUUUUGCCAAUUAAUGGAUUGAAUUUGCCUGAUGAUGUUAGGGAACAAGUAGUUUUGUUACAGAAACAAUCCAAAAAAUCCAAACUUUUUAUUGAUGAGAAUGAUGAGUUGUUGAGGUUGAAGUUGUAUGAAUUCUUGGAUGAGUUUGAGAACGGGAAAAUCCCGGAUUCUCUCGAGCUAUACUCGUUCUUUGUGGAGAAAUUGGAGAUUCGUGACGCGAGGAGCUGCAGGGUGGAAAUUGAGUUCUUAGAGGAGCAGAUUGUGAACCAUGAAGGGGAUAUUGAUCCCACAGCCUCUGUGCUUAAUGGAUUCGUGGCAAUGGCGAGAUAUUCCCGGUUCUUGCUGUUUGGAUUCGAUGAGGAUGAUGUAGAGUUUGGGGUUGGAAGGCAUAGUAAUAAGAACCCGAGUAAGGGUUUAAUUUCUCAAGAAAUCGCUGAGACGUUUGUUUCGGUGCCAAAGGAUUUUUGCUGUCCGAUUUCGUUGGAUUUGAUGAGGGAUCCGGUGAUUGUAUCCACCGGACAGACGUAUGACCGGGCUUCCAUCUUGAGGUGGAUGGAGGAGGGUCAUUGUAAUUGUCCAAAGACGGGGCAAAUGCUUGUUCAUACUCGUCUCGUGCCCAAUAGGGCUCUCAAGAAUUUGAUUAUGCAGUGGUGUGCUGCUCAUAAAAUCCCGUAUGAUCUGCCAGAGCCGGGAGAGUCGUGUAGUGAAGGUUUUGCAGCGGUGUCGCCUGGCAAGGCGACAUUCGAGGCUAAUAAAGCCACAGCAGCUCAUCUAAUAAAACAGCUAGAAGAUGGGACGCAGAAUGCAAAAACUAUUGCUGCUCGGGAGAUUAGGUUGUUAGCGAAAACUGGAAAGGAAAAUCGAGCUUAUAUAGCUGAGGUUGGGGCGAUUCAUCAUCUGAAAGAUCUGCUUUCUUCUCCCGAUGCGGUCGCACAAGAGAAUUCUGUGACUGCAAUGCUUAAUUUGUCAAUCUACGAAAAGAAUAAAAGCCGAAUUAUGGACGAAAUAGGGUGUCUAGAAUUGAUAGUUGGAGUUCUAAGGUUUGGGCACACAUCAGAGGCUAGGGAAAACGCUGCAGCAACGUUAUUCAGCCUCUCCGCGGUUCAUGACUACAAGAAAAGGAUCGCAGAACAAGAUGGCGGGGUAGAAGCAUUGGCGGGGCUGUUGAGAGAAGGGUCGUUGAGAGGGAAAAAGGAUGCGGUGACAGCUCUAUUCAAUUUAUCUACUCACACGGAGAACUGCGUGAGAAUGAUAGAUUCCGGAGCUGUCAACGCGUUAGUCGGGGCGUUGGGAUGCGAAGGCGUGGCCGAAGAAGCAGCCGGUGCGUUGGCACUGAUCGUCAGGCAGCCAAUCGGGGCAGCCGCAGUUGGGAAGGAAGAAACAGCGGUAGCAGGGCUAAUCGGGAUGAUGAGAUGCGGGACGCCUAAAGGGAAAGAGAACGCAGUUGCAGCGUUGCUCGAGCUGUGUCGAAGUGGCGGGGAGGCUGCAACCGAGAGGGUGUUAAAGGCGCCCGCCUUGGCGGGAUUGCUCCAGUCGCUGCUCUUCACCGGGACAAAACGCGCACGGAGAAAAGCAGCGUCGCUCGCCCGGGUUUUCCAGCGGUGUGAACACGCCUCGAUGCACUAUGGCGGGCUGGGCGUAGGAUAUGCAUUCGCAGGAAACUCGGCCAACACUAGAGACACAACUUUUGCCAGUGAUGUCUCAGUGCAAAUGUCCAUUUCUGUGCCAGUAUUAUAAUGGUAACCAUCCAUCAUCUGUUGUUCUCCCCUCCAUUAUGUAACCUUUUUUUGUUUGUAAUACUCAAAAAAUUCUUUUAUUGAUCUAUAAAUGCCACAAAAUAAAAAGAUUAGAAAUGCCAUACAUCAACUUCAAAGACUAUUGUGUUCUUAGCAAUUAGGCUUUUGUGUUGGGGGUGAAAUAUCAUCAUAUAAUGGAGUUUUAAUGCUUUGUUUGUUGCAAGGCUCAUAGGAAAUCAUAGGCAGUGAUAAUGCAACUUGGUACUUGCCAUA
Molecule: messenger RNA, 2813 nt
Organism: Ipomoea triloba (trilobed morning glory)
Lineage: Eukaryota; Viridiplantae; Streptophyta; Magnoliopsida; Solanales; Convolvulaceae
Product: U-box domain-containing protein 17
Exons: 1
Coding region: 373-2541 (722 amino acids)
Biological process (GO): protein ubiquitination
Cellular component (GO): cytoplasm; nucleus
Molecular function (GO): ubiquitin-protein transferase activity; protein binding
Source: RefSeq, a predicted model, not a curated record